GUUGUGUUACUGCGUAAAUUGGUGAAAGUUUACGCUCCCUUGUUGCGUAUAAAAAGCGUCUAAUUAAAUAAAUUGAGAUAUCAACGGAUUGAUGCCUCGACGCCGAGGUGUUGCAAGCCUGUACUCCCUGGGGGUGUCAGCAACCUCUAACCUUCUUCUUCAAGGAUGUCAGAAAUGUGAUGCUAAUACCGACCUAUUCUCCUACCCACCCAGUCCAACAAAAUCCCCAACGAAAAUCAAGAUCUCUCCGUGUCGUUAUGAAGUCGACACGACCCUGUCGGUUGAACUACGUGUCGUCAAGGACUGGUUGGGGAACCUCCCCGAUACCGUGGUCGAGGAGGUCGUCUCAUCAACCCUCUUCAACCUCGAAGCUAGGCUUCUCGUGGACAAGGACAAGAAGCUCAUCCUCACACUCAUUAACAUUGAAACCAUUAAAAUGAAUGAUUUCUUUUUUGGAAUUCAUUCACUGUUAAACAUUCUUCGUGGAUUCUGCAUCACAAAUUUGAAUAUUUCAAAACGGCUGUGGUGUAUUCUCUGGGAGUAUGAAGAGAUACUGAACUCUAAACUACUAAGAGAAGUUGUUGCAACCGCUCUACCUCAUCUACCUUCACUCUCUACCCUGAACCUGGCUUAUUUAGCUGAUGACAGGAUGAUGAUCACUAUCGGGAAGUAUCUUCCUUGUCUCCUAUCCCUGGAUAUAUCCAACAGUUUGGUCACGGACCGAGGUAUAAAACUGCUGGCAGGAUCUUCUAGUGUAUCCUCUCCUCGUCUACAACCUAGUCCUAGUGUUGUCAGGAACCUAUCCAACCUCCUAGAUACUGAACCUAUACUAAUAGAAUAUUCAGACCGUGAUAUCACCUCUCUCUCCACUGAGCUGAAACCAGUUUUCUUGAAACUAGAAUCCUUGACAAUGCAGUCCUGUGAUUGUAUCACGGAGUGUGGUAUCCGGUUUAUCCUGGAGAAAUAUAAAAACAUGAAAACCCUGGUUUAUCAUCAGCGGAGAUCUGUCUUCGAGAUCAUCAUCAAGUGGAGCUCUGAGAUGGAACAUGAAGAUAUUAAAUCUAAAAUUGUGAAACUAGAAAUGUUGGAACAUGGAUUUCCUUACGGUGUUACACCGUUCAGUGAACAGAUUAACAGAUUACUCAGUAUAUGUCCACAUCUCACUAAUCUGAACCUGGUGACUGAUGACAGUAUUUUACCUUAUCUUUCAGGUUUCUCCCAUCUCUCUAGUUUAACAGUAGAACUAGAGGAUUGGAUCGGAGAGGGUUUUAUAACAUUUCUCCGGACUAGAGGAGAACACUUGAGAGAGAUCUCUGUGUCCUGCAGUACAGAUCCUGACUCAGUCCUGGAAACAGUAGAGGGAGGACAACAAGGACAUCUCUUUAAUAUAGUUGUCCUAGCCGUAGCAACACUCUGUAGUAAGGUUACCAAACUGUCUGUAUCCGGGUGUGGAUUAGUGUCAUCACAAAUAGUUGAAUCACUGGAGCUGCUCACCCAUUUAAACUCAACACAGUGGAUCAGGAACAAUUCUAGAAACUGGUUCAGGAACCUGGAAGUUCUGAUGUUGAUGUCCUACGAAGAGACUCUUCCUUCCAUGACAAUACAUUCCGUUCUGCUCCAGUAUAUAUUAAAGGCAGUCUCUAGUCUCCAGAUUCUAUCCUUGGAGGGAAACUUCGGAACCUUCUUUACUGACGACUAUUUAAGAUCCGUCCUGUUAGAGAACAGGUUUCCCCAGCUCCGCAUACUUGAUAUAUCAGUAAAUGAUCAGGGUGGAGUGCCGGGUAGUAUCCCGCUAACAAUCUCCAGUGCUCAGUCUCUACUGGAGAAAUGUGAUCUUUUGUCCGAGCUCAGAAUAUCCGAUUGGGAUAUAUCUGAUACUGAGUUUACUGGACUCCAGGAGCAAGUAAACACUAACAAUUGGAACCUGUCUCUAACACGGAAACGGAGAGUCGUAUAACCUUGUCUAGUCAAAUUCUCCAUCCGGAUAAAUUUUUGUUUUCUCUCGGAUCUCGUCAAUGUAUUAUUUAAUAUUUUUAUAGUUAUCAAAUUGCAGCUUAACAAUACAUUCUGUAAAAGUUAAUUUAUAUAAUAGAUAUUGUAUAGAUGAAUUAUAUUUACAUUAUUAGGCACAAGCAGUGUUUUAUAUGCACCGUUUUUCAGA
Molecule: messenger RNA, 2161 nt
Organism: Eurytemora carolleeae
Lineage: Eukaryota; Metazoa; Arthropoda; Copepoda; Calanoida; Temoridae
Exons: 11
Coding region: 92-1957 (621 amino acids)
Biological process (GO): SCF-dependent proteasomal ubiquitin-dependent protein catabolic process
Cellular component (GO): SCF ubiquitin ligase complex
Source: RefSeq, a predicted model, not a curated record